AUGAUAAACGAUUAAAUGAUUAAGAGAUUGGAAAAAGAAUUCGAGUAAGUAUAAAACGCCAUAGAUGAAGGUGUCAUUGAUAACAUUACAGUUGCCAUCUAAUAUGAAAACAACUCAGCAAACUACACCAAAUGGGAUGUGGUAAUCUACGGAAGAGAAAAUACCAUAUGGUAAGGAGGUGAAUUCGCAGGUACUUUAGAAUUCCCUUAAAACUAUCCUACUGUAUCACCAACCUACACUUGGAAGUUAUACUCCAAAAACAGAUUUCUACAUAUGAACAUUUAUUCAUCAGGCAAAACUUGCAUUGACAUUCUCAAUGAUAAAAUAGGAUAUUCGCCAGCCAAAACCUGUGUAGAAAUACUGAAAGCCUUGGAAGAUUUCCUUUAUCGUCCUAAUCCAAAGUCCCCCACAAAUGCUGAAUUAGCUAAAAUUUUUGAACAAGACUUACCUAAAUACGAAUUAAUGAUUAAGGAAUUUGUUUAGAAAUAUAUGGAAGAAAAAAAAAUAGCAGAAUAAAAAAAAAAAUGA
Messenger RNA from Paramecium tetraurelia, 528 nucleotides. RefSeq lists its product as uncharacterized. NCBI's taxonomy places the organism in Eukaryota, Ciliophora, Oligohymenophorea, Peniculida, Parameciidae. Gene Ontology annotation, molecular function: ubiquitin conjugating enzyme activity. Gene Ontology annotation, biological process: protein polyubiquitination; DNA repair; proteasome-mediated ubiquitin-dependent protein catabolic process. The transcript has a single exon. The record is from RefSeq and is a predicted model, not a curated record.